Molecule: messenger RNA, 3078 nt
Organism: Diutina rugosa
Lineage: Eukaryota; Fungi; Ascomycota; Pichiomycetes; Serinales; Debaryomycetaceae
Exons: 1
Coding region: 1-3078 (1025 amino acids)
Molecular function (GO): protein binding
Source: RefSeq, a predicted model, not a curated record
AUGACACAAGGCUUCAAUGGCACAGAGGCCAAGGGAUGGACUCAUGGGGUUGACCGACCGUAUACUUUUUUUUCCCACGAGGUCCUGGAAGCCAUUUCGACGAAAAUUCGGUCCAGUAAGUCACUUGACCAAGACGUUCUACUUCCGAAGGUGAUUUUGGGGCCAAUCAAGUAUCAAGACAACUUGGAACAUUACGAAAACAACGAGACCGAAACUCUCCUUGAUUCAACGCAACAAAUACCUCGACCUUUAGUAAUGGAAUCUAAUCCUGGGGUUUUUAGUGGAUACUACAUGGUUCCACCUUUGCUGUUCAACUUGAAGCUGAAAGACUCGUCCAAUUUUACUCAGGUACACCAAGAUCCAGCAAUCCCUAAAUUCGUUUUGCAAAAUCAUUUCGAAGUUGGUGAGUUUGCCUAUUGCUUCGGAGGACUUUACACUGAUGAGCUGGUGAGUUUGAGCAGGUUAGGAAUACCAACCAACACUGAUCUUUCAAGAAUCCUGGUCUACCUUCCUUGCGAUUUUCCACCGUUCAUUGACCGACGACUUCUUUCUAAUCCCUACCUCGUGCAAAACACUCAUAUGGUGAAGUUUUCGAAAAUACGCAAUACCUUUUCUUUUUUGAAGGAUUUUUCUACGGAAAAUGUCCCGUCUCACUAUAGUGGUAUGACAGCCGUUACAAUUAGUGAUCAUCAUGUCUUCUUUUAUGGGGGAUUCACGUUGAACACUGAUAAGGUGACAUUUGACCGAGGCCGUGAGCGCUGGCUUGUUUACAAAUCAAUUGACUUCAACCAAAAUGGAUACAUUUUGGACGUGCUUACGAUGUCAUUUACCCUAAUCAAACUUGAUUUGAAACUGGAGCAUAAUCAAUCUAUCAAUAUGGCAAGAAUUGGCCUGCUGAUUUUUGCUUGCCCAUGGAAUCCUGAUGUGUCAAACGAGCUUCCUGAUCGCAUGCCUCUGCCAAUCUUCAGCGACUCUUCAACGCCGGCACCUCAUGGCGCAAAAUCGACGCAACAACUGAAUAAAAGCUCCCCUGUUAGCUAUUCACAUGAUGAUGAGAGAACAGCUAGCUACAGUAAGUCUUCAUCUACCGAAAACCAAGGACCGACGUUGUCACAGGCGCCUGUUGCUACAUAUGUAACGCAGAAGUCUAUUCACCUGAACAAGAGUGGUUCUCUGAAGACAUCACUGGAUAACGACAAAUCAACCUCCACGAAGCAAAAACCUUCUUUAGAUGCGGAAGUGACCGACUCCGCGGAUCUGAUGAAACUUCUGGAUCGUUCCCCAACCUCUGACAAGCUAUCGAAGCGCAUGCAUAAAGCUUCUAGUUCCAAUUCCAUCUCAUCGAGUGACGGGAAGAGCGAUUUAGAGCGUUCUGGGUCAACUUUGACCAACGAUUCAACGAACUCUUCGCUGAAUGACAGUACAAUCAGCAAGUAUUUAUCAGGGUUCCGUCUGCAUCUGGCUAGCACAGUGACAAAUGAAGCUCAAUCCAAGGUUCUGAGUAUGUUUUCCAAGCUGACGCGCAUUUUCCAUCGUCACCAUGCGUCAAAUACGAAAUCUCCAUUAGCAAAAGAGGUGCUGCUGCGCAGUGAAAGUCUGCGUCGUCGCCAACUGGAUUCGAGGUCAAAACCUGUAGCGCAUGAGAGACACAAACGCUACCCAAGCAACUCCCAUAACUCGCUUCAACGUCAAAAGUCUCGAACCUCUACAGUCAGUACUGCGUCCACAGGGCUGCAAGAGUCUCCACAGCUGCCGCAAGCCAUCCAUGCUGCACCUUCGACACCUUCAACGAUCAACAUUCCAUCGGAGGAACCUCUUGAAGAUCACACACCCGCCCCGGCGCCUACAAUUACGCCAUCGAACGACACCAGCGAGGAAUCAGGGAUGAUGCGUGCGCCAACAAAUGAAUCUACGAAGGCCAAACCUUCUAUUGAGUCGGUGAUAGGGAAGCCAAAAAUAUCCACACCCAAACCGAGAACUAAUCCUGCUCCAUUUUUGGAAGAAAGCGCGUUAUUGAAUACUCAGAUUUUCACUUUGACGAUGUAUGUAUUUGGUGGAUUCGUACCACAAGUGGAUGAGUUUGGCUACACUUACUAUAAGGCGUCAAAUGAAAUGCUACGCAUCGAUUUGCCUUGUGAGGACAAUCAGCGGGUCAAAUUUGAUUCAGAGGCUCUUGUGUGUCGUGUGGAGCAAUCUCCCGGUCUGUUGUGGCCCCUGCCCCGAGGAUAUUUUGGAGGCACACUCAUCAACAAGAACAUUACGGGGAGCAAGUGUUCCAACAAGGGAACGGCUAAAACUACUUUCGGGCCCGGACCUACCUCUCAUACCACCUCUGGAGGGCUUAGCGAAGAUGAGUCGAAUCACUCCCUCACACUAAAGGAUAAGCGAAUAUUUAUUCAUGGGGGGGUUGAUGAGAAUUACAACCUGUUCAGUGAUAUAUUUAUUUAUGACAUUGAAAGUGGUUCAUGGGAAUUGAUGAAAACAUAUAUCUUUGAUACGUAUCAGCAGGACAAGUUGCCUUCAGAUGACGAGCCUCCAACGAAUUUCAAACGUGGUGACGAAAAGGCAAGUCCUCCAAUCGUGGAAGCGGAAUUACGAGCAUGCCAUCAUUUUGCCAUGUAUCACACGCUGAAACAACAGGACUUGGUGAUAUUUUUUGGCGGCUUUCGGAACGAAACUUUACGUUACUAUGAUCAACUGCCGUACGAAAGUCCUAAAUUUGAUGUGCUGCGACUUAGCAGGUUUCCUAUCAUUGUUAACAACUCAAACUUGUUACAAGUCCCGGUAUUGGAUUUACGUACACAAACCUGGAGAUAUAUGAAGUAUUACUUCGAAGUCAAAGAAACUAUAACGAAUCAAUUUGCGGACCAGGUGACAGGGCUACCUUAUUUCUAUGGGUGUCAUAUCAAUAACUUCGGUGGUCACAUAUCGAUCUACAAGAAGCAAAUUACGUUAUAUCAUGGGCUUUUCCAUCUCUCACCUGUUCACCAAGCUGAUAUUGCAAAGUUAGACUCGAGAUACCCAUCCACUCAAUCAUUGUGGGGUGCAGUAAGUCGAUUCAACUUUCCUAGCAUGUAA